CGAACAGAUUGGUUGCCACUGAAUGCCAUGGCGAACUCGGACGAUGAAGAUUGGCGCGAAGAAGUCGAGUAUGCGGUGGGAACCAUCCGCAUUGGGACGGACCUAACGUUCCAGAUCCGACAAAUGGAAGAGCUGUCGCUUGCGGGCUCGCUCUCUAUGCUGUCCGAAAUGCGCGAGACGACGUCCGAGAUCUCCGGACAACGCAUUUGGCCAGGCUCGUACCUCCUCGCCGAGUUCGUGCAUGCGCAUCCUAACAUCGUCGCGCGCAAGCGCGUGCUGGAAUUGGGAGCAGGCACGGGCCUUGUCAGUCUAGUCUCUCGCUUGGUCGGGGCCAAGUCUGUGGUCGCGACGGACGGUGAUGCUGAUGUAGUCAAGGACAUUCUCGCGUGGAACGUCCAGAACAACUUGUCCAAAAACACGACCGGCCAAAACUCCCCAGGCUCCAUUGGCACGACGUCGUUGUGGUGGGGCGACGAGUCCUCCAAUGGUGUCUUUCGUGAACGCUUUGGCGUUGACAAGUUCGAUGUUGUUGUUGCCGGCGACGUCCUGUACAAAAGCGAGUUGGUGACCCUUCUUCUCGCAACUAUCAACACUUGGCUAUCUGCAUCUGGGGCGUUCUACCUCUGCCAUAUUCCCCGCGCCGACGUAUCCCACGAAAUGUUGCAGCGCGAGUUGACAGCGGCGGGCUUGUCUUUUGACAUAAUUCAAGAUUACGUGGCGAAAGGCAUCCAAGCGGCCACGGUAGCCCGACUCCCUGAGGACUGCGCCAUGGACGACGUUAUCAAGGCAAAGAUCUAUCGCAUUGCUCACCCAGAGCAUAAUGUUUCGGUGUAAAGUAGACUAGUGCCGCUUUGUGCAUGGUUCGUUCGGCAUUAUCCCUUGAGUCAUGCCACAGCAUUCUCAAGAUGUGAACAGGGCUUUCCCAGCGAAUUUCUCG
Molecule: messenger RNA, 937 nt
Organism: Aphanomyces invadans
Lineage: Eukaryota; Oomycota; Saprolegniomycetes; Saprolegniales; Verrucalvaceae
Exons: 1
Coding region: 28-834 (268 amino acids)
Source: RefSeq, a predicted model, not a curated record